Bombina bombina (fire-bellied toad) is the source of this 1347-nucleotide messenger RNA. RefSeq lists its product as uncharacterized. Gene Ontology annotation, cellular component: lysosome. Gene Ontology annotation, molecular function: cysteine-type endopeptidase activity. The record is from RefSeq and is a predicted model, not a curated record. NCBI's taxonomy places the organism in Eukaryota, Metazoa, Chordata, Amphibia, Anura, Bombinatoridae. The transcript is spliced from 8 exons. Bases 13 to 999 code for a protein of 328 amino acids. Gene Ontology annotation, biological process: immune response.
ACAUCAUUCAGGAUGUAUUGGGAUAAAUAUAUGCUCAUUCUCUCUGCAAUCACCAUAUGCUCAACAGACUCACAUUUUCUUGACCAAGAAUGGAAUGCAUGGAAAUUGAAUUACGAUAAAAAAUACAUCACUUCGGAUGACGAAGAAUUUAGAAGGCAAGUCUGGGAGGCCACCUGGGAUAAGGUGCAAAAACAUAAUCAGUUAGCCGACCAAGGUCUCAAAAAAUACAGAUUAGCUGUGAAUCACUUUGCAGAUAUGACUCCAAAGGAAAGGGAAUCAAGAAGCUGUUUUCUUACAUCUGGGAAAUCAUCUACUCCAGUAUAUGAUCUGGCACACAAUUCUAAUAUUCCAGAUGAGGUUGACUGGAGGAAAACAAAAUGCAUGACUCCAGUGAAAAAUCAAGGAGAUUUUUGUGGAUCUUGUUGGGCUUUUGCAACGAUAGGUGUGAUUGAAUCCCGUUAUUGCAUUAAGACAGAUGAACUUCUUGAACUAAGUGAGCAGCAGCUGGUAGACUGUGAUACUAAUGAUAAUGGGUGCUGUGGAGGGCAUCCAGUACUUGCGCUGGAUUAUGUUGCGCAUUUUGGGAUCAUGAAAAGCAAGGACUAUGAGUAUGCUAAUAAGAACUUGGAAUGUUCAUUUAAUGAUAAGGAAGCACUGAAACUGAAUUUAACUAAAUACUAUAUUCUACCUGGAGAACAAAAUAUAGCAGCUUCGGUGGCAAAUGAUGGUCCUGUUUCUGUUGGAUUUGCAGCAGAUGAAGACUUUAUGUUCUACAGUGAAGGAAUUUUUGAUGGUUAUUGUGCUCCAUAUGCGAAUCAUGCAAUAAUUAUUGUUGGUUAUGGAACUAAGGAAGGGGAGGAUGAGGAUGAUAAUGAAGAUUACUGGAUAAUAAAGAAUAGCUGGGGCGACAUGUGGGGAGAAAAUGGUUAUGCAAAAAUAAAACGCAAUGUCAACAUGUGUGAAAUCGGAGAUGACGCAUCAACCCUUGAUCUUAUUUGAUGAUGAGAAAACCUGAGUGUAGCUUGUGUGACUUCAGAUUACUUCCCCAUUUUGAUAUGUGCUUAUAAAGUUAUUGUUUGCUUAUUGCAAAGGUUCAAAAAAUUUUCUGUUGCUGUUGUUUUUUUCUUAAUAUAAAUUGUGGCUUGAAUGCAUUUAAAUUGAUAUUGAUUUUUUUUUUGUUUUUUUGUUUUUGUUUUGUUGCUUUUGCAUAUGAAAGGUACUAAUUACUUUUAAAGACAACCACAAAAAACUUGUUUGGGCUUUACUUUAUUGAAAUGAAUUGUAUUAUGAAAUGUUUAAGGAUGUAUCAAUUCCACAUAAUAAAAUGAACAUAGCAUGGAAAAUGUA